AUGAGUAAAAUCUUAACUAUUUUGAAAUAGGUAUUUUAGUAUGAGAAAUAAGAUAAUUGGUAUAAUAGAAUAAAAGGAUUUUCAACAGAUUUAUGUGAGAAGUUAGAAGGGCUGCUAAAAAAGCAGUAGCUCAUCAAUUUAGAGUUUUUAUAGGAAAGUAGACAAACUGUCAUACUUAAAGCGUACUCUAAAAAGUUGAAAUAAAAUGUUGCUUUGAAAGUUUCAAAUUACAUAAAAGGUUCAUUAGAACAUCUUAAGAGGGAAUAUGAUAUAAUAAAAGGGAUUAAAGAAGCUUCAAGUAUAGUUAAAAUAUAUGAUUUUAUUUAUUUUGAAAAAUACCUAAUUUCUGUGCUGGUGAUGGAAUAUUGUGAGAUGAGUUUGUACGAAGAGAUGGAGCUUUAUAAAUAAUUGAAUAAAUGGUAUUCUUAAGAUGAAAUUACUUCAAUAAUUAUUUAAAUUUCUUAUGCAUUAUCUUAAAUUCACUGCUAUAAAAUUAUUCAUGCAGAUAUUAAGCCUUAAAACAUCCUGAAAACGAAAGAUGGGAAGUAUAAAUUGUGCGAUUUCGGUAUAUCCAAGAGACUUAAUUCAGAUAGUUCGAAUACAAAUGAUAUCAGCGGUUUGACUUUUAAAUAUAGUUCUCCUGAAUAGUAUAAGCACUAUGAAAACUAAGACUAGUUACUAAGUUGUAAAACUGAUAUCUUUUCUGUUGGCCUUGUUUUCUUAGAGUUACUUAAAUUUCCGUUAAAUGAAAGUACUGCUAAAAAAAUUAGAGAAAAUAAUUAUAAAGAGUUGAAGAGUAUUGAUUAUUUGUAGAAUUCAGGAAUAUUCAAAAUAUUGCGCUAAAAAUUAUUUAAGAUCGAUCCAAGUAAUAGAAUUUCUUCUUACGAAUUAAUUUAUUCUCUUGUAGGAGAACUUUAAUUUAGCGAAAAAAAUUUAAAUUAACUGCUUACCAUUGCGAGAAGUAUAAAAAAGCAAGAUACUUUUGAUAAUAGUAGACAUAUUUCAUUCGUUUUAAAUUUAAAGCUUUAUUAUUCUUUAUUAGAAGUGUUUAUUUUCAAUAAGCUUUCGAAAUCCUUUAUUUCAUAGCUUUCUUAUCCAUCUAAAGAUUAGGAUGAAGAUGAUAUUUCUAAUAAUUUACUUUAAUAAGAAGAUUUAAAUUUAACGACUAAUAUAUCUAUUGAUAAAUCUGGGUCUUAAAAUAUAUAUCAUGGAAAUAUAAAUAAUGAAAUGGGUAAUUCGAAUGCUAAAAAGAAGCCUCCAACAAAAUAUCAUUUUAUUGGAGACGCUUUAUCAAAUUGCUCCUUAAUAUGUGAGUAGUUGGGAAAAUUCAAUAAGGCUAUCUUACUUAGAGGAAAUGCUAUUAAGAAUUAUUAGAAAGUGUAUUCGUAUAGUUGUAUGGACAUAGCUAAAUAAUUAUAAUAACUUUGUUGGAAUUAUUAUUAACUUAAGGACUACUACAAGUCAGUAUAAUAUGGACUAAAGUCAAUAGACAUGUUCAGAUAUUUAUUAAAAUAAGAAAAAAACUAAUUUAUUGCAGAAUGUUACAGGUAGCUUGCAUGGUCCUAUCAGUAAAUAAAUAAAAGAUAUUUAGGACUUGAAAGUGCUUAAAAAGCUUUGAAUAUUUACAUACAAAUACAUGGAGAAAAACCACAUAAAGAUAUUGCUUACACACUUAAUACAUUAGGCUACAUUCAUAGUGGAGUAAAAAAUUAUAGUAAAGAACUAGAAUAUAAAUUACAGUCUUUAGAGAUGUUUCAACAGCUUUAUCCAAAUAGUUCUCAUCCAAGUAUAGCUGCUUAAUUAAAUAACGUAGGAGUAGCAUAUUUUAAUACAAAUUAAUUAGAUAAAGCCUAAAUGUAUUACUAGCAAUCAUUAUAAAUGAAGAAGUCUAUUUAUGGAAAAGCUCACCCCGAAAUUAUAAGUACACUAAAAAAUAUACAAGAAAUUUACAAGAGAUUAAACUAAAGCCAAAACAUCGAAUAAAUAGAAUAAGAGAUAAGCAGCAUAAAUAUAAUAAUACAAAAAUAACAAGAAGAUGAUUCAAUUAUAGAAUACAUUCGUUUCCAAUAAAUAGAAAGAUUAAGUUUUGAUUUCUCUGAAGAAUUCCACUAAAUUUAAUGA
This is a messenger RNA of Tetrahymena thermophila SB210, 2121 nucleotides long. Its product is annotated as protein kinase. The transcript is spliced from 2 exons. Gene Ontology annotation, molecular function: ATP binding; protein binding; protein kinase activity. NCBI's taxonomy places the organism in Eukaryota, Ciliophora, Oligohymenophorea, Hymenostomatida, Tetrahymenidae. The record is from RefSeq and is a predicted model, not a curated record. Gene Ontology annotation, biological process: protein phosphorylation.